AUGGGUGACCCAUGUCCUUCACUACACGUCCGGAUUUACAGCCUCGCACGAUGGGCGAUGCAGCGGUUAGGUGCGGACGGGAACGUUCUCUUGCGAUAUCGAGCUAUCAGGAAAGAGGACACUCAGGCUAUUACCGCUGUCUACAACCCCAAUGCCCGAGGCGAAAGGAAUAAGGCGAUGUUGUGGAUUUGGAAUCUCAAUAUCGAACAAGAUUCCGAAAAUUCCGCUUAUCUGGAAGAAUUAUAUCGGGUGAAUUGGCUCAGGGCUAAAUCGAGAGCGAAGAGGUGGGAGGAAGAAUUUAUCCUGUUGAGGGAGGAGAUGGGGUGGGUGACGAAUUUCUUCUCUUUUAAGGAAGAGGAAUGUCGUCGCUGGGCGCUACUGAAGAAGGACUCGCCCGGGCAUGUCGCAUAUGCAAACAGGCAAGGGGAAAUGUGGCGUAUGAUGGGCUUGAAUGCGGGGGAAGCGUUUAGAAAGACAUUGGAGAAGGAGUCUAGGUCGUCCGUAUAG
Messenger RNA from Coprinopsis cinerea okayama7#130, 507 nucleotides. RefSeq lists its product as hypothetical. Bases 1 to 507 code for a protein of 168 amino acids. Lineage: Eukaryota; Fungi; Basidiomycota; Agaricomycetes; Agaricales; Psathyrellaceae. The transcript has 2 exons. The record is from RefSeq and is a predicted model, not a curated record.